GACUGUCCGGAGAUGUUAUACGAUAAGCUAAUAAUGGACUGUUGGCAAAAGGAUCGCAACCUGAGGCCUACAUUCCCUCAAAUUGUUAAAACAUUAGAUAAACUAAUUAAAUGUCCCGAGAAUUUGCAAAAACUCUGCAAAACAACGAGGUUAACUCUGGACCCGUUUGGUGAGCCCAACACUAUGUGUAUACCCGAUGUCAUCCAAUUUAAAUCUGUGGACGAGUGGUUGGCCAGCAUUAAGAUGACUCGAUAUCGGAUGAACUUCGAGCAGUCGGGAGUGACCAAUCUGUCGGCUGUGGCCCGACUCACGGCCCAGGAUCUGGCCAUCAUUGGUGUGACACUAGUUAGUCAUCAGAAGAAGCUUAUGAAUGGCAUUCAAGCGCUUCGGUUACAGACCAGUAUCGGAACGCCCGAAGGUUUUNUAUAA
Medioppia subpectinata is the source of this 429-nucleotide messenger RNA. NCBI's taxonomy places the organism in Eukaryota, Metazoa, Arthropoda, Arachnida, Sarcoptiformes, Oppiidae. The record is from the annotation of a GenBank genome assembly.